This is a messenger RNA of Penicillium mononematosum, 909 nucleotides long. Its product is annotated as pyrroline-5-carboxylate reductase family protein. The coding region runs from base 1 to 909 and encodes 302 amino acids. NCBI's taxonomy places the organism in Eukaryota, Fungi, Ascomycota, Eurotiomycetes, Eurotiales, Aspergillaceae. Gene Ontology annotation, biological process: L-proline biosynthetic process. The record is from RefSeq and is a predicted model, not a curated record. The transcript is spliced from 2 exons. Gene Ontology annotation, molecular function: pyrroline-5-carboxylate reductase activity.
AUGGAUAUUCAAAAUGGAACCCUUUGUAUCCUAGGUUGUGGAAACCUGGGCAUUGCCAUCCUAGAUGGCUUGGUAAAUGCACCCGCAGAGAAGUCUAAAGAGUUACCAUUUGCUCGAUACACUGCAUGCGUGCGCAGUGAAAACUCAGAGAAGAGGCUGGCCGAGCGAUUCGUCAAGUACUUGGACAAAAUAAACAUUUCUCGCGGCAACAAUGUACAGGCUGUACAAAGUGCCGAUGUGAUUAUUCUAGGCGCAGACCCCGCCGAUAUCGAGACCGUCCUGACGCAACCUGGACUCCGCGAGGCCUUAACCGACAAGCUUAUCAUCAGCAUUGCAGCCGGCUGGACAAGGCAAAAGCUCGAAGCCACAAUAUACGGCAGCGCAACCACCGCCGAUAACACAGCUGGCAGAGCCUGGGUGGUGCGUACAUUGCCGAACAUCGCAGCCCAGGUGUCUCAAUCACUUACGGCUAUUGAAACAUCGGAGCCUGCACUGCCGGAACGGUAUCUCCAGAUAACGACAUCGAUUUUCGAGCAAAUUGGCAAGGCUGUACACAUUGACCCGAGGUUGAUGAAUGCUACUACCGCCGUCGGGGGAUCGACGCCGGCUUUCUUUGCUGUAGUUUGCGAUGCAAUGAUUGAUGCCGCAGUGGCGGUUGGUAUGCCACGGGACCUAGCUCAUACCAUGAUCUUCCAGUCAAUGCAAGGGACGGCAACCAUGCUUCAAAGUGGCAUCCACCCUGCCCUAUUGAAGGAUCAAGGAACGUCUCCCGAGGGCUGCACGAUUGGCGGCUUGAUGGUGAUGGAAGAAACUGGUGUGCGUGGACAUGUUGGACGGGCGCUUCGGGAAGCUGUUACUUUGGCUCGUUUGAUGGAGACGACACCCCAUGUUAAUGAUACAAGACAUUGA